Molecule: messenger RNA, 1597 nt
Organism: Asparagus officinalis (garden asparagus)
Lineage: Eukaryota; Viridiplantae; Streptophyta; Magnoliopsida; Asparagales; Asparagaceae
Exons: 7
Coding region: 93-1322 (409 amino acids)
Source: RefSeq, a predicted model, not a curated record
GGCUCGAGUUCAGUGACGCCGGCGCCGGCGAUCGGGGGUUGGGGGGCGGCGUUCUUCGUCUCAAGACUGAUGCAGCUCACAGCUGGACUUGUAUGGAUCUGUAUGUGUUUGCAACACCAUACAGGAUAAUGUGGGAUUACUACUUUUCUGCUCGUGAGCACACUCUAGAGAUAAAGUCAUGGGAGGAACCUGCGGAAAUGGAAUAUGUAAAACAACACGGGAUUUCUGUAUUUCUCAUGCCAUCGGGGAUGCUUGGAACUUUUUUAUCUCUUUUGGAUGUUUUACCUUUAUUUUCAAACACCAACUGGGGUCAGAACGCUAACAUUGCCUUCCUAGAAAAGCACAUGGGGGCCACCUUCAAGAAACGUGCUCAACCUUGGUGUGCAACCAUUAGGCCAGAGGAUGUUAACUCAGGUGACUUUUUAGCUGUGUCAAAAAUCCGUGGUCGUUGGGGCGGAUUUGAGACACUGGAAAAAUGGGUCACAGGUGCAUUUGCUGGCCAUACUGCAGUUUGCUUGAAAGAUGAAGUGGGUAAUUUAUGGGUUGGGGAAUCAGGACAUGAGAAUGAAAAGGGAGAGGAAAUUAUUGUGGUAAUUCCAUGGGACGAGUGGUGGGAAUUGGCAUUGAAGGAUAGUUCCAACCCUCAGAUAGCUUUGCUUCCACUACAUCCUGAAUUACGUGCAAAAUUUAAUGCCACUGCAGCAUGGGCGUAUGCACGAAGCAUGUCAGGAAAACCCUAUGGAUAUCAUAACAUGAUAUUUAGCUGGAUUGAUACAGUUGCAGACAAUUAUCCACCCCCAUUGGAUGCUAACCUGGUCAUGUCUGUUAUGUCUAUGUGGACAAGAUUGCAGCCCUCAUAUGCUGCAAACAUGUGGAAUGAAGCCUUGAACAAGAGGCUGGGUACUGAGGAUCUGGACUUGCAUGCUAUCAUAGCUGAGACAGAAAGGAGGGGAAUGACCUUUGAUCAGUUGCUGACUAUUCCUGAACAAGAUGAAUGGGUAUACAGUGAUGGGAAAUCUACUACUUGUGUUGCUUUCAUCCUUGAGAUGUACAAAGAGGCUGGGAUUUUUGGACCAAUUGCCAACUCUAUUCAGGUUACUGAGUUCACGAUUCGUGAUGCAUAUAUGCUUAAGAUUUUUGAGAACAAUAGAACACGUCUCCCUAGCUGGUGUAACGCCAAAAUCGACGACCUUCCAUUCUGUCAGAUACUUGGUGAGUACCGAAUGGAGUUGCCACAGUACAACACCAUAGAGCCAUACGCAAAGAUGAACGAAAAUUGUCCAUCUUUGCCGCCGACUUAUGAGAGGCCUAAAAGCUGUUGAUCUUUUCUAUCCGCACCUAUUAAGCCGGUCAGUUCAGAUUCUGGAGCAAAACUUCCUUAAAAGCUAUAGCGCUAUCGCGUGCAUAUUUACGGCCCUCGGUGCUAUGGGGUAUUGUGUAUCUGCCUACCCUUGGGCUAUUGGCUAUUGUAUGUUGUAAGAUAGCGGUAGCAUGUGUGUUACUGGUGGCAUAACUAGAAUCUACGGUUCCACAUUUAAUGUUACUGUUCUUAUUAUAGCUUCGGUAAUAAAAUGAUAUGACAGGACUUUGCUCGCGA